Molecule: messenger RNA, 908 nt
Organism: Nycticebus coucang (slow loris)
Lineage: Eukaryota; Metazoa; Chordata; Mammalia; Primates; Lorisidae
Exons: 4
Coding region: 177-779 (200 amino acids)
Source: RefSeq, a predicted model, not a curated record
CACCUCGAUGUACCUCCGGCUCUCCCGGAAAGGACCUAGACGGUCCCCGCUGCGUCUGUCUUCCCCACUCCACCCCUGUUCUGAACCCAGAAGAAUGAGAAAAUUUGUCAGGGGACAUUUAUUUCUGGUCUUUAGACCUAGCUCCCACUUUCCUCCCCCCACCACCUUUCCCCCAGAUGCACAGCGCACUAGGCCGACCGGGUGGAAAGAAAGCAAGGGGAAGGGAGAGCCAGGGUGUGGCGAGGCGUCUCGGAGCGGGCAGACUGCAGACACCUGGCGCACCUGGCGCAAACGGGGCUCAACUGUGCCCGGUGUGUCCUCUAGCCCACCGUCCCCUCUCUAGGCCCAGACCCUUUAUCCGGGAGGCUUCUGUCGGGUCCACGGAUGCCCCCGCAGAACUGACCAGAGCUGAGAGAGUAGUUGCCAGCGUAGGGCGCGCCUAUCUCGGACAAACUGCUCUUCCCGAUCAUUUUAUGCUAAAUACUAACGUGCCCCAGGAGAGAGAAGCAGUGACGCCCCGUAUGCCAGUGCGGUUGUCUCCACGACAGCGCCCUGCGUUUGUUGAUCCUGGGGUCGCCAGGCUGUCAGCACCACUCCGUGUCCUGGAGCUACUAGUCAAGGGACCCAGCCAGGCAGUACUCCAACCUGUACCUUCUAACAUCUGGGACUCUUCCAGCACCCUCUCAUCCUGUCCUGAAGAAAUCAUUGAUGGCAAAACAAAGCAGCUGGAUCCAGCUUUUAGCUUUUGGUCUGAUCAGUUGAGGCUGGAGUGCCAUUAAGCUGAGAUGGACUUAGCUGUUUGUGUCCAAUCUCACUUCUGGAUAUAAACUCAAGGGCAAGUGAUUAGACCUCCUGGGAGCCUCGCACCAAGGGCCUUUGACUUCACUGAAGGAACAAGAAGUGCCUGC